CCGGUGUCUCUGUCUGUCAAACUGUUUAGCUAACGUUAGCCAGCUAGCCGAAUGAUAGCAAAAGAGGUGGCAAGCAGCUGAAGUUGGUGCGAAAAUCUCGCUGGGAAGCCGGGUAACAACUCCACUACAGGGUUUUUUUUAGGUCUCUUGCAAAUAAGCGGAUGGCACCGGCAGUACUUGUCGUGGGACCUACAUAAAAAGAGGGACACACGUUUUUGAACCCCUAUGAGUUAUGAACCUGAACCCCUUCUGGAGCAUGUCUGCCAGUACAAGUCGAAAGCCAAGGUCUGACGGCGAGGAACAGAGCGGGCAGGGGGAGCAGAGAGCCAGCCCAGCCCGGCCACCCUUUGGCAAAAAGCAGCUUCCUGCCAUCCCUAAGAAUGCAGCUCCCAUUACCAAGCCUGCAUCAAUGGCCGCCUCGGCCCAAGCAGCCAAUGGCACACACGCCUCUUAUGGCCCCUUCUACCUGGAGUACUCCUUGCUGGCAGAGUUCACACUAGUGAUCAAGCAGAAACUCCCAGGAAUUUAUGUACAGCCAUCUUACAAGUCUGCUCUAAUGUGGUUUGGGGUCAUAUUCAUCAGACAUGGCUUGUACCAGGAUGGAGUCUUCAAAUUCACUGUGUAUAUUCCAGAUAAUUACCCCGAUGGAGAGUGUCCUAGAGUGGUGUUUGAUAUCCCAGUCUUCCAUCCCCUGGUGGAUCCUGUGUCUGGAGAGCUUGAUGUCAGAAGAGCUUUCACCAAGUGGAGACGGAAUCACAACCACAUCUGGCAGGUCUUGAUGUAUGCACGUACUAUUUUCUACAAGAUCAACACCAUGGAACCACUCAACCCAGAGGCUGCUGUGCUAUAUGAAAAGGAUGUGCAGUUAUUCAAAAGCAAGGUGGUGGACAGUGUGAAACUAUGCAACAGUCAUCUUUUUGACCAGCCCAAGAUAGACGAUCCCUACGCAAUAAGCUUUUCUCCAUGGAACCCAGCUGUUCAUGAUGAAGCAAAGGAGCGGAUGUUUACGCAUAAAAGACGGCCUGAGGAUCACCACAAGGGAAUGCAAGUGUCAGGACUGUCUUGGGUGAAGCCCGGAUCAACACAGCCCUUCAGCAAAGACGACAGCCCUCCUCAGAGCUGAGCCUGCACUGGCACAGCGGCAGCCACUAGAGGGAGGCAGAGAGCAGGAUGCCAUGCCACAGACCUACCUCAGCUGUUCAUGUGAUUUGGAUCCUUGAAACAGUUGAGCGGAAAUCACAUUAACUCUCCCUGUUAUUGCUCAGCUUUAAAAGCUUUGUAGGCAUCAGCUCAAACAGCUUUAGAAUAAGGAAACAAAGUUUGUGUUGUAUGUAAAUUGACAAUGACAACUGGAUGUCUUAGCAACACCACGUAGGUUGUGAUGCAAUCAAAGACCUUUCUCAUUUCGCUUUUCGGAUCUGUGUACACGCUUUGGGCUAGGUGAUAAGGUGACCUCCAAAAAGGGGCUGAAAAAGUAUGAGCAAAGUAUUUUGCAUUCAUACGGUAAGUACAGGCUUAUAUAAUGUAUACAGCUUGUUGAAUCUGGCUCAGGACAGUUUAUUUUUUGGGACUUGGAAUGUUACGAGUCACAUUUUUGUGGAUGGACUCAACCUAGACACCCCCUGCCCCUAGGUAAUAUGAAAUUGGGUUGACACAUGUUUUUUAUUUUACUCAUUUCUCAUUGGACAAUAAUUAGGUUUUAUUGUUUUGUUUUAUUUACUGUGUAAACUGUCUUAAAUAGUUGAUAAUAUAUAAAUAUAUAUCAAGCAGAGCAGGCAAGUAUGGUUUUAAUUUAGAUGCUAAAUUAAGUAAUCCUGUAUUUUGUUAUCUUGAUUUUAAAUUGUGUUGAAUGUUUUCUGUACCCUUAAUGGUUAUUAAAGGUUUGAUGUGUAAAUAAUGGAUGCUGUGCAAAGGGUUGACUUCAAGAGACACAUUGGCUGCUAUGUUUGGAUUGUCUAAAGAAAUUACUUCUGUCGCUGCAACUUUGACAUGAACUCCCUUAAGGACCUCUAAGUCAAAGAAAUUGCAGAGAAUGGAAAAAUGCGUUUUGAUGAGUUCAAGGUCUUGUAUAGUUGCAGAGUAGCUCAACGUGGACUGAAACAUUGUUCAGUCAAUAUACACGAGUACACGAGUUCCAUAGUUUCAGACCAAUAUAAAUUUUUACAUUUGACCAUGUGAAGAACAAUCUUUAUAGAGUGCCUGGUUUGAUAGUCACAUUGCCCAGCCAGCUUUCGACAUGCGUUGCAUCGAAUACCAACCAAAAUCUUCAAAUCUAUUCAAGAAACUAAAGGUUUGCAGAAAGGAAUGAAACCUUGAAACAGGAACACUACCAAGAGGAAAGGACUGUUUUGAAUUAUUAAAGUACAGCUGCUGUGGUGCUGAAACCUGUAUGGGCUACUUAUAGCUGCUGUAAAAAGAAGUAAACAGCAAUUCUUUGUACUUCACACACUGUCAUUUGGACUGUUGGCAUCAGCAAACGUGUGUUGACCUCAUAUUUGUUCGGUAUGGAACGAUUCAUUCAUUCUCCAUUACAGAACUAUAUAGAUUAAGUGAGAAUUUAAGGCUUUUCUCUGAAAUCAAAUAAAAUUUUGGAAA
Molecule: messenger RNA, 2595 nt
Organism: Myripristis murdjan (pinecone soldierfish)
Lineage: Eukaryota; Metazoa; Chordata; Actinopteri; Holocentriformes; Holocentridae
Gene: aktip
Product: akt interacting protein
Exons: 10
Coding region: 233-1123 (296 amino acids)
Source: RefSeq, a predicted model, not a curated record